Molecule: messenger RNA, 4909 nt
Organism: Aphidius gifuensis
Lineage: Eukaryota; Metazoa; Arthropoda; Insecta; Hymenoptera; Braconidae
Exons: 6
Coding region: 468-4772 (1434 amino acids)
Biological process (GO): response to oxidative stress
Molecular function (GO): peroxidase activity; heme binding
Source: RefSeq, a predicted model, not a curated record
UUGUACAUUGAUUUCAAUGUUGAUGGUACCAAGUGAAUAUAUAGCCAAGUAAAAAAGCGUGAAAGAGAGUGGCGGCAAUAUUACUUUUAGUAUAUUUAUAAUACUCUCCCACUUGAAAUAUACAACUCAAAUAUAAAAAAAAAAAAAUCAAGCAAUACAACCAAGUUUCCCACCAAUACGUUAAAUAUAUUUAUUUACUUGGCCGAGUUACUACAAGCAUCAAAGUAAUCCUUUCGCGGGUUCAGUCUGUGACGAUCAUCGGUGUCAGGGAGUUCAACUUUUAAUAAAUAUAUAUCAUAUCUUCAGGGAAUAAUUUUAAUGUACAUUUUUAAUUGUGUCCUGGGCACAAUAAUGUGCUCAUUAUUAAUACGUUAAAUAAUCAUCAAAAAGUUUUAAUUUAACGACAAAAAUACCUGAAGAAAAAAGAGAGCUUUUAAAUUGAAAAAAUAAUAAAAAAGCUCUCGUCGAUGAGAACAAUCAUGGGGACAAUUGGCUUGUUAAGAACCAGUGGAAUAUUACUGCUGGUAAUUUUCAUAUCGAAAAUUUAUGCAAUAUCUACACCGGUUAAUGGACACCUGGAUCUGUCUGAAUACAUCUAUGGUGUUGAUGAUGACCUACAAGCUCGAGCACGUGCAGCUCUCGAGGCUGAGCAAUUAGCCUAUCAAUCAAACUGGAGAAAAGAUGGAAUUAAUGAAAAUGCAAAUAAAUGUGGUGAAAUUAAAGAGAGUCCAUGUCCACCAUCAAUGUACAGGACACCAACUGGUACCUGCAACAAUAUUAGAUAUCCAUCAUGGGGCUCAAGAGGUUCACCAUAUCUCAGAUUUUUACCACCAGCAUAUUCAGAUGGUAUGUCAAGACCACGUCAAUCAAUAAGCCAUCAUUCUUUACCAUCCCCAAUGGAAAUAAUAAGACAACUUGAAUCAUCAAGUUUACACAAAGAAACACGUCAUGAAAAAAGAAAAGUACUGACAAGUAUAACUGGUCUAUGGGCUGAGUUAAUAUUACGUGAUAUAUCAUCACCAAUAACACCACAUCUUGAUCCAACACGUUGUUGUCAAGAUAAUAAUAAUAAUAAUAAUCGUGAAUGUUAUACAAGUUACGAAAACAAUGGUGAAUGUAAGCCAUAUUAUCGUAACGUACCAACAAGAACAGCAUAUGGUUGUAAAUAUGAAUCACGUGAACAAAUGAAUGGUGCUACUGGUUAUCUUGAUGGUUCUGAUAUAUACGGUAAUACUGAUGAUAAAUUUCACAUGUUAAGAUUAUAUGAAAAUGGUAAAAUAAAUAUAACACAAUGUCAAAUUUGUCAAGACAAUAAUAAUCAACUUGGUAAUUUAUAUAAAAUAUUAUUAAAUGAACAUAAUCGUAUUGUCAAUGAUUUAAAAUUGAUAAAUCCACAUUGGAAUGAUGCAAAAUUAUUUUGGGAAGGUAGAAGAGCACUUGUUGCACAAAUACAAAGAAUAACAUUUGUUGAAUUUUUAUCUGGUAUACUUGGUGAAUUUGAUAAUGAUGAAUUUGAACAAUUAAGUAGUGGUUAUUAUCGUGAUUAUUCAUCACAUAAUAAACCAGGUGUUUAUGAUGCAAUUGCACUUGUUGUAUUACCAGCAUUAGCAUCAUUAUCACAAAAUACAAAUGACAAUAAUAUUAGCAUUGAAAAUCAACUUGAUAAAUCAGCACGUGGUAUAACACUUGAUAUACAACGUAGCGAAUCAAAAUAUUGGAAUACAAGUGCAUUAUUAAUUCAUAAAUCACGUGAUUUUGGUAUACCAAGUUAUAAAAAAUUUGUUGAUUAUUGUUCAAAUAAUAAUAAAGAAUCAAAAGAACAUAUUAAUUAUGAAGAUAAAAUAAUACUUGAUAAUAUUUAUAUGAAUUAUGAUGAUGUUGAUUUAUUAAUUGGUGGUAUAUUAGAAAAAGCAUCAAAAGGUUCAGCAAUUGGACCAACAUUUGGAUGUUUACUUAAGCAACAAUUAUUAAAAUUACGUAAUUCUGAUCGUUUUUGGUAUGAAAAUGAUAUACCACCAUCAUCAUUAACACCAGAACAAUUAACAGCAAUAAGAAGAACAAGUUUUUCUGGUUUAUUAUGUGCAAAUACAAAAUUAGAACGUAUACAACCAAUGGCAUUUUUACAAAGUGAUGCAUAUUUAAAUGCUAAAAUUGAUUGUCAACGUCAUGGUCAUCUUGAUUUAUCAGCAUGGAAAGAAAACAAUGGUGAUGAUGAUAUAUCAAAUGUAAAUUUCAAUGAAGAAAAUCAAAAAAAUGAAUUUAAUCAUGAAAUUAUUGAUAAAAAAAUAAAUAACAAUGAUGAUGAUGAUGAUGAUGAUGUAGUAUUGAGUAAAGAUAUUAUUGAAGCAGCAUUAGAAAAAGCAAAAUUAAAUUUAAUUGAACGUCGUCGUAUUGAAUACAAUGCAUGGUUAAAUCAAAAAUAUGCUGAUCCAAAAUCACCAGCUGGUACAGCAGCAAGUUUUUCAAAAGCAAAUAAAGAUGCAUUGUUACUUGCAAAUUCAUCAAUACUCUAUGAAUUAGCAACAAAUGAGCUUCUAAAUGGUGUACAAGGUUUACGUAAAAGAAGAAGAAGAAGAAGAAGAAGAAGACGUCAAGCAUUUGAUAAUAGUGGUAAUAGUUUAGGUUUUCCUGGUUCUGAUUUUUCAGAUGUAUUACAAAAUGUUGAUAUAUCAAAUAUAUUACCGGGUAAUACAUUACCAUUUGAAGCUGAUUGUCCAGAUGAAGAAGGACCAUGUGAUCCAACAUCACCAUACAGAACAUUUACUGGUCAUUGUAAUAAUUUACGUAAUCCAAAAUUGGGUAAAUCAUUAACAACAUUUGCACGUUUAUUACCACCAGUAUAUGAUGAUGGUGUAUCACAACCACGUAUACAUUCAGUACGUGGUAAUGAUUUAUUACCAAAUCCACGUACAAUAUCAACAACAGUACAUCCAGAUAUAUCAAAUCUUCAUAAUCGUUAUACAUUAAUGACAAUGCAAUUUGCACAAUUUAUUGAUCAUGAUUUAACAAUGACACCAAUACACAAAGGUUUUGCUGAAUCAAUACCAACAUGUAGAUCAUGUGAUUCAGCAAGAACAGUACAUCCAGAAUGUAAUCCAUUUCCUGUACCAGCUGGUGAUCAUUUUUAUCCAACAAUAAAUGUAACAAGUGGUGAAAGAAUGUGCUUUCCAUCAAUGAGAUCAUUACCAGGACAACAAAAUCUUGGUCCACGUGAACAAGUUAAUCAAAAUACAGCAUUUUUAGAUUGUUCAGUUGUUUAUGGUGAAAAUAAUUGUGUUGGUAAUUUAUUACGUGGUUUUAGUGGUAGAAUGAAUGUUACAAAUCAUCCAUCAAGAAGAAAAGAUUUAUUACCACAAUCAGCAACACAUCCAGAAUGUAAAUCAGCAUCUGGUUAUUGUUUUGUUGCUGGUGAUGCUAGAGCAUCUGAACAACCUGGUUUAACAGUUAUACAUACAAUAUGGGUACGUGAACAUAAUAGAGUUAUGGAAGGUUUACAACAAGUUAAUCCACAAUGGAAUGAUGAAAAAUUAUUUCAAGAAACAAGAAGAAUAUUAAGUGCAAUGUUACAACAUAUAACAUAUAAUGAAUUUAUACCAAGAAUACUUGGUUGGAAUGCUGUUAGUUUAUAUGGUUUAAAAUUAUUACCACAAGGUUAUUAUAAUGAAUAUUCAGCUGAUUGUAAUCCAAGUAUUGUUACUGAAUUUGCUGCAGCAGCAUUUCGUAUUGGACAUUCAUUAUUACGUCCACAUUUACCAAGAAUGGAUAAAAAUUAUCGUCCAGUUGAACCACCAAUAUUAUUACGUGAUGGUUUUUUUAAUGUUGAUAUGCUUUAUCAACCAGAUAUGAUUGAUGAAAUGAUACGUGGUCUUGUUGCAACACCAAUGGAAACACUUGAUCAAUUUAUAACUGGUGAAGUUACAAAUCAUUUAUUUGAAAAUCGUCAAAUACCAUUUUCUGGUAUUGAUUUAAUUGCAUUAAAUAUACAAAGAGCUAGAGAUCAUGGUAUACCUGGUUAUAAUCAUUAUCGUGGUUUAUGUAAUUUAAAAAAAGCACAAACAUUUGAUGAUUUAUCAAGAGAAAUGACACCAGAAGUUAUUGCUAGAUUAAAACGUAUUUAUGCAUCUGUUGAUGAUAUUGAUUUAUUCCCUGGUGGUAUGAGUGAACGUCCAUUACAAGGUGGUCUUGUUGGACCAACAUUUGGUUGUAUUAUUGCAACACAAUUUAGACGUGCUAGAAAAUGUGAUCGUUUUUGGUAUGAAACAGAUGAUCCAAAUAUUAGAUUUACUGAACAACAACUUAAUGAGUUACGUAAAAAUACAUUGGCUAAAGUAUUAUGUGAAAAUAUGGACUCACAUGUGUUGAUGCAAAGAGCUGCAUUUGAUUUACCAUCUGAUUUUUUGAAUCCAAGAGUAUCAUGUGGUACAAUGGCUAAAAUGGAUUUUGCUUCGUGGAAAGAAACAAGAGAUACUGGCUGCCAAAUUGGUGAUCGUAAUGUUGCUGUUGGACAAUCUGGUUUUCCAACACCAUGUACAAGUUGUAUUUGUACAAAUGAGGGUACUCAAUGUGCAUCAUUGAGAGUUACUGAUUGUAAUCGUUUAAUUCGUGAAGCUUCACGUGAAGCUAUACUUAGAGAUGAUGUUUGUACAGCACAAUGUGGUUUUGCACUUGCUACAACUGAUAAUUCACGUAGAAAUUCAUUUAAUUCUGGUCCAUCAUCAUUUGGACAAAAUAAUGCCUUCAAAUUUCCAGAUUUAUCACAAUUUCUUGGUUAAAUUAUUAUCCACAUAAUAAUUUAUUCAUUUCUAUACCUAAAAAUAUGUAUAUAUAGAUUGUAGCUUCACAUGUAUGACGACUAUGUUUUGUUUUAACUCAUUUUAAAUAAAACUUUUUACUUAUUAUUAAUUUUUUA